AUUAUUAUAUUUAUUACAGGUAUAACCAAAAUGAUACCUGUGCUUGAAUUCUUCUUUCCGGUCACUUGGUUUUUACUCUUACUGUUUCUCGUUUGGUACUUCCUGUUAACGGACUGUGAUGCUGUUUUAGCAUUUGCGGAAAAGUUCGGUCGUCCAGUAGGGGACUUCAAAAGAAAGGUGGUAUGGGUUACAGGUGCUUCAAGUGGUUUGGGAGAAGCGAUGGCAUACGAGCUGGCUAGUGUAGGUGCGAAAUUAAUUUUAACAGCUAGAAGUGAAGAUUUGUUGCAGAAAGUAAAGGAAGAUUGUAUAGAAUUAUCUCAAGGACAAUUAGAGAAAAAAGAUAUUUUAGUUUUACCUUUUGAUUUAUCACGCCUGGAGUGCCAUAAAGAAAAUGUAGAGAAAGCAGUAAAUCAUUUUGGAAAAAUAGAUGUUCUCAUUAACAAUGCGGCUAGAUAUCAGAUUGGAGAGAUCAUUGAAACCGAUAUCGAAGUGGACAAAGCUAUCUUUGAUGUCAAUUUCUUUGGAACGGUAUCUCUUACAAAACUCCUUCUAAAGCAUUUUCUGCAGAAUGGUGGAGGACGCAUUGUCGUAAUUUCCAGUAUUGCAGGAAAAUAUGGCAUUCCGUCAACGGCAUCGUAUGCUGCUACUAAACACGCACUGCAGGGAUAUUUCGAAUCGGUGAGAAUGGAGCAUAACAGAGAUCGCAUUUCCGUCACCAUGAUAUGUCCUGGAAUCUUCAGCUCAUCUAUAUUUGGAAGGACUAUGACAACUAAAGCAGAUGAAAUACUGCAGAAGGACUACAUUCAUUAUGAAUGUACGAAUAUGUCAUCAGAAAGAUGCGCUCACCUGACGCUUGUGGCAGCAAUAAAUAAAUUGUUUGAAUCAUGGAUUGCCUACCAGCCAUUCCUUCUCAUGCUUGGAUCAUCUCAAUAUGUACCUGAUUUGUACAAAUAUGUCAUGAAUAUUAUUUACACCAAAAAACGUGUGUCUCAACUACAGGAAGGAAAAUGGCCACAUGAUCUACCAGUCUGGAGACCCCUAUUCAAGAAAGCGACAAGUCCUACUCCAGUCAGAGUUGUAAACGGCACUACAACUCCAGUUAAAGCUAUAAAUUGCACAAAAUAAACUGUGCAAAAUGAAUAUCAGCACAUAUAGUUUUAAAGAAUUGAAGAUGUAACACAUAAUUAGAGCUUCGCAUCAUCUGUUAUCAUAAUGUCAAACGGAAUUUUCGAACCAGUUUGUUUUGCAAAAAACAUUCCAAUAUUGUAUAUUUAUGUAUGUAUGUAUGUAUUACGUUGAUCACGUACGUGAUCAUCAACAUUCCAGAAAGAAGGAAUAAAAUUACUUUAUCAUA
Molecule: messenger RNA, 1354 nt
Organism: Stegodyphus dumicola
Lineage: Eukaryota; Metazoa; Arthropoda; Arachnida; Araneae; Eresidae
Product: dehydrogenase/reductase SDR family member 7-like
Molecular function (GO): oxidoreductase activity
Source: RefSeq, a predicted model, not a curated record